Messenger RNA from Penicillium taxi, 1536 nucleotides. RefSeq names its product Iwr1 domain-containing protein. Lineage: Eukaryota; Fungi; Ascomycota; Eurotiomycetes; Eurotiales; Aspergillaceae. The record is from RefSeq and is a predicted model, not a curated record. Gene Ontology annotation, biological process: protein import into nucleus. The transcript has 4 exons. The coding region runs from base 1 to 1536 and encodes 511 amino acids. Gene Ontology annotation, cellular component: cytoplasm.
AUGUCGCUCCCUCCCGAAAAGCUCAGCAUCAAGCGACGCCGCGAUGAAGACCCUGUUGACAAACUAUACAUAGAUGAAGCCCAACCUCUGACGAAGCGUCUGAUUACCCGUCGGUUUACCGAUUAUUACUUCCAGCGUCUUCCCGCGGAUACUCCCACGGAUGGUGCCCCCAAAGAAGAAGCUGGUCCCCAGAACACUCAGAGAGUACUGCGUACCCCUAGAUCUGUCAGCAGCUUGAACAUUCCCAAUCCCCGGGCAUCACGCGCUUUCAAGGCGAGUGGUGUACCAAUAGUUCGGGCAACUGCCCCUGGGGACGAAUUUCGUGAUGCUCAGCGCAUUUUAAAUGCCCGGAAUGAGGCUGCUGAAAAACGGAAGAACGCUUUGAACUCCACCCCUGAUCAUGUUGUUCCAAAAAUUGAUAACUCUUCGGGAAUUGAGUUUAAUACAGCCGAUGCUCAGCCUAAUAUUCCCGGAGGGUCUGUUGUGCGCCGCUUUAGAAUUACCCCUUCCACCGGCGCAAACUCGCUGGGGUCGCUACGAGGUCCAUCUGGGGGCAUUCAGAAAAAUAAGGCUCAAAAUACCGGCUCUGGAAUCGCUGUUCUUGUAGAACAGGAGCGCAGAUCAAACUCGCGAAACGCACCGAUGACUGCAUACUUGAAUCAGCAAGUGGAUGAAGAUGCAACCGCUAAGGAAGCUCUAAAUUCUCUCAAUUCUGUCAAUGCUACGGUGGAGUCGGUCCUGCAGGGCUCGCUCAGGAAGCGACCUGUUGUCAACCAGGCAGAACUUAAAUGGAGGCAGGAGCAGCAACGCACUGUGUCUGCUGCAAAGACUAAUAUUGCGUCAACCUUUGAAAAGACAGCGCGUGCGAAGAACACUACCUGGGAUGAACAUGCAGAUCGUCUUGCAGAGGAGUUCGAGCAAGUUGCGCUCGAUAUUGAGCAACGGGACAAAGCCGCAUUGAGCCCUCUCCGACAGGUUGCAUCACCUCAAGCCCCCAAGUACUUUGCUUCGAAGCAGAAGCAACACAAAUUCAAGCCACACCCACCAACAAAACCAAGGCCAAUGGAAUGCGAGGACGACUGGGUCUACGACGUGUACAUCCGACGACCAAUGACAGAGGGCGAUGGGCUUAAGAACCCACUGGCAGAAGUUCCAGACCAAACGAGCAAGGCAGUUGACUCCGGUGUCGGUGUCAUUAUGAUCACACCCGAAGACCAAGAGCUCUGGGACGAUUUCGCCGAAGAAGACGAGGACGAAAAAUGGGACAGUGAGGAUGCAGACUCAAACGCCGAGGACAACCCGGCAAACGACUACCCUGAUGAGUCGUCUGAGGACGACGAGUGGACCGAGGACUCGACUGCAAAGGAAUGGAGAAAUCACUACAAUAGGGGUCUUCAAGGCCGUUCAAACCCUCUGCGUGAGGAGUACGAUUGCGAAGAGGAAUAUGAUUUCGCAUGUGACGAUUAUGAUGAUGGCGUUCAAUUUUCAGGCUGGCGAGAAGAUCCUGAUUAUGACUCCAAUGUCGAGAGCCCCUAA